Spea bombifrons (plains spadefoot toad) is the source of this 1577-nucleotide messenger RNA. RefSeq names its product origin recognition complex subunit 4 (gene ORC4). The record is from RefSeq and is a predicted model, not a curated record. Gene Ontology annotation, biological process: DNA replication; DNA replication initiation. The transcript has 14 exons. Bases 160 to 1464 code for a protein of 434 amino acids. Gene Ontology annotation, molecular function: DNA replication origin binding; ATP hydrolysis activity. Gene Ontology annotation, cellular component: nuclear origin of replication recognition complex; nucleus. Lineage: Eukaryota; Metazoa; Chordata; Amphibia; Anura; Pelobatidae.
AGGGCAACCCGGAAGUGACCGAAGGCUGGCAGAGUCUCUUCCAGGAUCCUCUCUGGUCGCCAGGGAAACAGCCGGAGGGGGGCGGGAUAACAGGAGGCACAUGCUGGAGUCUGCAUCUCCGGGAGCACAGAGCCCACAGGUUGUGAAAUCGUUCGCGUAAUGAGUAAAAGGAAGAGUAAGGAGAAAGCGCUCCCUAUCGGAGAAUGUAUUUCCCAGGUUCAUGCCGUUCUGCGACUGAGAUUUCUUCAACAAAGCCACGACGGAAAGAAAUUCGGGGUGGAAUCUCAGCAUAAGCACUUAGUGGAGCUUCUGAAGAGAACAGUGAUUCACGGGGAGAGUAACUCUGCUGUGAUUAUUGGUCCCGUGGGAUCCGGCAAGAGCAUGUUAUUAAAAGAUGCCUUACAAGAGAUCCUGAAGAUCGGUCAAAUAAAGGAGAACGCGCUGCAAGUUCAUCUCAAUGGUCUGUUACAAACGAACGAUAAAAUAGCUCUUAAGGAAAUCACCAGACAGCUGAACUUAGAAAACGUAGUUGGGGACAGAGUAUUUGGAAGCUUUGCGGAAAACCUUGCGUUCCUUCUCGAAGCCUUAAAAAAAGGUGAUCGUACGCGGAGCUGUCCGGUGCUGUUUAUAUUGGAUGAGUUUGACCUAUUUGCCAGUCACAAGAACCAGACUCUGCUUUAUAACCUCUUUGAUAUUGCGCAAUCGGCACAGACCCCCGUGGCCGUCAUCGGACUCACCUGCCGACUGGACGUCAUGGAGCUGCUCGAGAAGAGAGUGAAGUCGAGGUUUUCUCACCGGCAGAUCCACUUGCUGAACUCCUUCAAGUUUUCCCAAUAUUUAGAACUAUUUCAGGAUCAGCUUUCUCUGCCUUCCGAUUUCCCCGACACGCAGUUUGCAGAGAGCUGGAAUAAAAACAUAGAGAGUCUACUAGAAAACAAAACCGUGGAAGAGGUCCUUCAAAAACAGUUCAACGCUACAAAAGAUGUGCGAUCGCUGCAUAUGCUCUUGUUGCUCGCCUUGUGUCGUAUAAACGUAUCUCAUCCUCAUCUGAACGCGGCAGACUUUCUGGAGGCUUUUAGACUUCGAAGAAUGGACUCCAAAGCAAAUAUUUUGCACGGUCUGUCUGUUCUAGAACUGUGCCUAAUCAUAGCCAUGAAACACUUGCAAGACAUUUACGACGGAGAACCGUUUAAUUUCCAGAUGGUCCACAAUGAAUUCCAGAAGUUCAUCCAGAGGAAGGCUCAUUCUGUCUAUAACUUUGAGAAACCUGUUAUACUGAAGGCGUUUGAACAUUUGCAGCAGCUGGAGUUGAUAAAACCAAUGGAGGGUUUGUCUGUGCGUUCCCAGAAAGAAUACAGACUCAUGAAGCUGCUUCUAGACAACAGCCAAGUCACUGAGGCGCUCCAGAGGUACCCCAAUUGCCCCACAGAUGUGAAGCAAUGGGCAGUAUCAGCACUAGAAUGAUGAAAUCUUAAUUUCCUAGAAUAGUUUCAUGAUGAAAAAUAUACUUUCAGUGAUAAUGCUCUUUAUAUUUAAAGUAUUUUUCUAAAUAAAAUGACCAAAGCCUUUUGUUACUA